AUGAGCGUAGGCCCUUACGAGACUAUCGACUUUGGUCAACUUGCUGAGGCUUUCCCACCACUCAAACCCUUCUUGUUCAAGAACACGGGCGGAAGAUAUAGUUUAAACUUUAAAGACGACGCUGCAAACCGGACCUUGACACGGGCACUUUUGAAGCGCGAUUUUGGCCUGGACGUAACCCUGCUCGAAGAUCGUCUAUGUCCACCUGUCCCAAAUAGAUUGAACUAUGUACUAUGGAUAUCUGAGGUCGUGAAGGCUAUCUCUCCGGACGAACCUAUUAUCGGACUCGACGUGUAA
This is a messenger RNA of Rhizoctonia solani, 297 nucleotides long. RefSeq names its product ribosomal RNA large subunit methyltransferase F. The record is from RefSeq and is a predicted model, not a curated record. Gene Ontology annotation, cellular component: nucleus. The coding region runs from base 1 to 297 and encodes 98 amino acids. Gene Ontology annotation, molecular function: 23S rRNA (adenine(1618)-N(6))-methyltransferase activity. The transcript has 5 exons. Lineage: Eukaryota; Fungi; Basidiomycota; Agaricomycetes; Cantharellales; Ceratobasidiaceae. Gene Ontology annotation, biological process: rRNA base methylation.